UAUUGGCUCUUCUUUUCUCCCCUCUGCAAGCAGCCAACUCUCCAGCCACAGAGACUCAGCCCACCUUGGAGUUCUCUCCUAGCCUCUCUAGCGUUGGGGGUUGCCCAGGCCAGAGGAGAGAGAAGAGGGAAAUUGAAUACUGAGAGGGUAGCUCCCCACGACCCCCCGGAUAACUAGACGCUGUCUAUCCCCACUCCUCCCCCGCCCUCACCCUAUCUUGGUUUUACCCCACUUUCUUUCAAAAUGAACCUCAACUUCACCUCCCCUCUCCAUCCAGUGUCUUCCCAGAGGCCCACAUCCUUUUUUAUUGAGGAUAUCUUGCUGCACAAGCCCAAGCCGCUGCGGGAGGUAGCUCCUGACCACUUCGCCAGUUCCCUGGCCUCCCGCGUCCCACUGUUAGACUAUGGUUACCCCCUCAUGCCCACGCCGACCCUUCUGGCUCCUCACCCGCAUCAUCCGCUCCACAAAGGCGACCACCACCACCCUUAUUUCCUUACUACCUCGGGGGUACCUGUCUCUGCUUUGUUCCCGCAUCCCCCUCACACCGAUCUUCCGGGGAAGCACUGCCGCCGCCGUAAAGCUCGCACCGUCUUCUCCGACUCUCAGCUCUCGGGCCUCGAGAAGAGGUUCGAGAUCCAACGAUAUUUGUCCACCCCAGAGCGGGUAGAAUUGGCCACGGCGCUCAGCCUGUCGGAGACUCAGGUGAAGACGUGGUUCCAGAAUCGGAGGAUGAAGCACAAAAAACAGCUGCGGAAAAGCCAAGACGAGCCUAAGGCACCCGGCGGCCAGGAGAGCCCCCAGCGCAGCCCACACACCUCCGAGGCGGUGCCGGUUGAGCCCCGGGGUGGGCCGCCCGUAGCUGGCCCCUUCGUUCUCACUGAGCCAGAGGACGAAGUGGACAUCGGGGACGAGGGGGAGCUGGGACCCGGGCCGCAUCUACUCUGAGUUAUUGCGUCCGUGGGCAAACGGUAAAGACAGGGACCGGGGAAGGGAAGCCAACCCAUUGGGUGUCUCUUUUGAAGAGAGAACACAGACUCCUGGGUUUGAUGGAGACUAAGAGACCGAUUAGGGAUAGGGCUGCUUUUUUCCUGCUACUUUGAACGACAAACAACCCCCUCUUCUAUAAUUACAAUUCCCAUCGACCCUUCAGAGAGCGAGUUCGGCCCCUAGUCCUAUACAAGAUUUCAAGUUUCCUUCCCCACAGAUCUCCUGGUCUCCGCACCUCUUCCUGGCCAAUGUUCUCCUUUACCGGCUAGUUCUAGUUAAGGGCUGAGGAAAGGACUAAGGGUAUGUUGACACUACAGCCGCUUCCGUGGGGAUCAAAAGAGGCCUGUCCAGAAGAUACUCGAAACUGGUUGGGGAGAGAGGGAUUCCUUCUAGCCUGAGCUUCAGAACCCUUCUCAGUCCUGCCUCCUUUGCUCAGGUAUGGCUGUUCUGUUUCCAGCAACCUCGGCCCUUUCUUCCUAGAUUCGAUUGCAAAGAAGUGAAUCAGGGUUAAGAAAAAGCAACGGACAACUCUUGCUAGAGCUACCCUCUCCAGGAUCAGAGAUCAAAGAUCAAGAAUCUAUCCUCCAGACUGGCUCCCAGCUUGGGGCCUCUCGCGACAUCCCUUGAAAAAGGCGGAGGGGAUUCUUUUUCUAGUUUCUGGGUACUACUGUUCCCCAGCCUAACGUCUUUUCUGUGGAGUUAUUACUCGGCCAAUAGCUCCUACACAACCACAACUACUUUGCCACCUUAUCCCCAUCCGCCCUGAGCAGGACAGCUAGUCAAACUCAAAUCCCCAACUGUCGAAUAGCCGUUGGGAGAGAAGAGAGUACUUGAAGCGUUUCGGCUUCAGGCUCCGAUUAGCUCUCUUUGAAAGGCGGAACGGACACAUUCUCCCUGGGCCAUUUAGUAUUAUUAUUAUUAUUAUUAUUUUUUUUUUUUUAAGGAGAGAUCUCUGUAUAUUGAAAUCCUUCCUCCGGUUGCAACGUCGCCUUUUAAUUCACGUCUUUAGGAUUAGAGAAUUGUGCUUGAGGACAGAAAGGAACUCAUUUCCUCUCUUCGGAUUUGCACUUCUUCCGGCAAUAUUGGAGUGCGGGAGGGAGAGAAUCACUGUCUAUUUGGGUCUCCUCUCUCCUGCCUGGUACGGAGCUCGGUCGAACGUCGCCUUUUCUCUCGUGAGGUUUUCAGUCUGUUUAGGAAAAUAAAGGGCUCAGCGGGAUCGCUGGGAACCAGCGACAGGCUCCUGGAGUCAUUUGUUACCGAGACCUACUAAAAUGUCCCAUCCGCGCAUCUCUGCGCUUCUCCCCAACUCGUAGCCCACACUGCCUUCUUUAGGCAACUUCCCGCACCCAGUCUAGGAUAAAUGUAACUUCUCGUGGCUCUCUCCACCUCAGUGGUAAAGUCCAUUUCCCUUACUUGCGAAUUUUUAACCGUUUCAUCUAUAGAUAUGAGAUACCGCCGAAACCAACCAUUUUUA
Messenger RNA from Antechinus flavipes (yellow-footed antechinus), 2461 nucleotides. RefSeq names its product brain specific homeobox (gene BSX). Gene Ontology annotation, biological process: regulation of DNA-templated transcription. The record is from RefSeq and is a predicted model, not a curated record. The coding region runs from base 244 to 945 and encodes 233 amino acids. Lineage: Eukaryota; Metazoa; Chordata; Mammalia; Dasyuromorphia; Dasyuridae. Gene Ontology annotation, molecular function: DNA-binding transcription factor activity, RNA polymerase II-specific; DNA binding. The transcript has 3 exons.